GUGCCGCUGGGCUCGGGGCUUCCUCUGCACCGGAACCCCGCCAUCCCGCUGCUUCGGAGCCCCGGUAGCACCAGGUCCGCUGUGGCUGCGGCGGGAUGUGCGGUGCCGGAAGGAUCUGGCGUUAGAGAACAGUCAGUCACGCCGCGAGAAACGCCUCUGGGUUAGCGCUGCUCUCAGGGAGGCUCGCCUGCUGCCUUCUGGGUCUUUCCUUUCCGUGUAAGAGCGCGUCCCAGCCUCAGCAGCUCUUGACGGGCUGUUGUGUCAAGGUAACAGUUGCCGCGUUGUUGGCAUAUAUAUAGUAAUGGUGUUUAUUUGUAUCUACCCCGCUUACUUAAAUAAUAAGAAGACCAUAGCGGAGGGGAGGCGGAUUCCCAUAAGUAAGGCUGUAGAAAACCCUACUGCUACUGAGAUUCAGGAUGUGUGCUCAGCAGUUGGACUGAAUGCAUUUCUGGAGAAAAACAAAAUGUACUCCAGAGAAUGGAACCGUGAUGUGCAGUACAGAGGCAGAGUCCGGGUACAGCUCAAACAGGAAGACGGCAGCCUCUGUCUUGUGCAGUUCCCAUCACGGAAGUCAGUGAUGCUGUAUGUAGCAGAAAUGAUCCCCAAGCUAAAAACAAGGACACAAAAAUCCGGCGGUGCUGACCCCAGUCUUCAGCAAGGAGAGGGGAGUAAAAAGGGGAAGGGGAAGAAGAAGAAAUGAUGUGGUGUGAACGCAGCGCACACAGUCCUCCUGCGAGACCUGGGCAUCUGUGUGUCUGUCACUUAACUGACUGAACAGUGCGUCUCCCAUCUUCAGCAGCAGGUAACAGUGAGAUAAGUUCACAUCCAAAGUCUGCAUCCAGCUUUUCGGCUGUGAAAAGAAAGGUGUGUGUGUGUGUGUGUGCGGAAGAAAGAAGACAUUUUUAACAGAUAAUGACUGUCUCGUAAGUUACUUGAAAUCCUGUAUCUGUUUGUCCUCCAUGGAAACAUAUAUUUCAGGUCAUAAGUUUAAUAAAAUUUGAAAUACACA
Molecule: messenger RNA, 1009 nt
Organism: Onychomys torridus (southern grasshopper mouse)
Lineage: Eukaryota; Metazoa; Chordata; Mammalia; Rodentia; Cricetidae
Gene: Srp19
Product: signal recognition particle 19
Exons: 5
Coding region: 302-700 (132 amino acids)
Biological process (GO): SRP-dependent cotranslational protein targeting to membrane; SRP-dependent cotranslational protein targeting to membrane, signal sequence recognition
Cellular component (GO): signal recognition particle, endoplasmic reticulum targeting
Molecular function (GO): 7S RNA binding
Source: RefSeq, a predicted model, not a curated record